This is a messenger RNA of Porites lobata, 1295 nucleotides long. The record is from the annotation of a GenBank genome assembly. NCBI's taxonomy places the organism in Eukaryota, Metazoa, Cnidaria, Anthozoa, Scleractinia, Poritidae.
AUGGACGCUAAUGACGACAACAAGGGCAGAAAACGAAAAUCUCGCGAGAAUACGCAAGAAGAGAGGAGAAAACAGCGAAAAGAGUGGAAAAAAAGAAAGCAACAGGCUAAGCGGGCAAAGUCCAGCUCUUCCACAAAUGCUAGAAACGAUGGUAGCGAAGAGAGGAAAGUAGCUAUCGAGGAGCAAAAGAGAACUUUGGUGGAUACAAAGAAAAAAAGCAAGUUCCUUAAAAAUUCUCCAAAAGUUCAUGCAUCCAAGUCAAAAAGCCUCACCAAGGAGAUCAAGCCAAAAGGGCAACUGGCAGCCGCAAACUCAAGAAGUGCUUUGAUGUUGAGCUUAGCCGUCAAAAGGAAACUCUUCAAAGACAAUGCAGGCCUUGGCAGAUGGAAAAUCUACGCAAGCAUUCCAAGCAAAAACCCUAUGACGCACCUUCGAAUCGACCACCGCAGCACAUGCCAGCUUCAUCCAGGAGAAAUCUGGGUGCAGUUAAAAAACACAUUGUCCUUAAGGAGAAGAGCUUGAUAAAAGAACUAGAGCCAGGGCAUAUAGACUAUUUGCCUCUAGAUGCUGUUGGUAGUGGAAGCUACGGGCAAUGCUACCGUGCCCGUUACAGGGGAAUCGACGUGGUUGUAAAGAAGAUGAUACACAGGGAUACAGAAGAGGACAAGUUAAGGGCGAAGCGUGAAGUGGUCCACGAAGCAGAAGUGCUUACUGCACUUGGGGACCAUGACGGACUGCCUAUGCUUAUAGGCAUCACAACAGCAAAUACACCAUUUUGUGUUUUAACGCAGUGCCACGGUGUCAACGAAAGAAGUGUGACCCUUCACCAAGCUGCAAAGAACAAAAUAAUAACGCCUACCGAAUGUGUUCAUUUAUUUGUGAAGAUCUGCUCCGCCUUAGAGCACGUGCAUUGGAAAGGAUUUUUGCACAAUGACAUUAAAAGCAAUAAUGUGGUGCUUGAUCAAACUGUUUCUGAACAGUACGCCCCAGUACUUAUUGAUUUCGGUAAAAGCACAAGAAUACGUUCUGCUGCCACGAUAACUGUGAACGAGAGGAAGACGCAUGAGAAGAGUGCCCACGUGAAAAGUUACCUUGCUCCUGAAGUCGUAAAGUGCAGGCAGUACAGUCCAGCCAGUGACAUAUAUUCUAUGGGACGAAUGCUGAAAGCGAUUGCAACGACCAUGGGAUUUUAUGACAAGGUUCGUGUUGUUGUUAAGACUGCAACCAACGACGAACCUUCUCAUAGAGCAAACAUCCAAGAGUUUGCCAAGGAAAUCGCUGCAGUUCAAUUUUAA